Messenger RNA from Vicia villosa (hairy vetch), 1263 nucleotides. RefSeq lists its product as uncharacterized. The transcript is spliced from 2 exons. The coding region runs from base 1 to 1263 and encodes 420 amino acids. The record is from RefSeq and is a predicted model, not a curated record. NCBI's taxonomy places the organism in Eukaryota, Viridiplantae, Streptophyta, Magnoliopsida, Fabales, Fabaceae.
AUGCCUCCGCGCGUUUCUCCACCUGACAUUGAUUCACCUUUCUAUAUUCAUCCAAGUGAAGGACCUAAUUUGGUUUGCAUCUCCCCCAAGCUCAAUGGAUCCAACUACCUUGCAUGGAGCAAGUCUAUGCAACGAGCUUUAGGCGCGAAGAAUAAAUUUUCUUUCAUCAAUGGUGAUCUCGCGAUUCCUUCACAUCAAGAUCUCAACCGUAAUCAAUGGGAAAGGUGUAAUCACUUGAUUCAUUCUUGGUUAUUGAAUUCUGUUUCGGAGCAAAUUGCUUCCACCAUUGUUUUUCAUGUUAAUGCGAUUGAUGUUUGGAUAGAUUUACGUGAACGUUUUUUGAAAGCAGAUCGUAUUCGUAUCUUCAAUCUUCAUUCAUCUAUUAACAACCUGAAACAAUCUUCACGUUCCGUUAUGGAUUAUUUCAUUGAGUUACGUGGUUUAUGGGAAGAACUCAAUGAACAUCGUCCAAUUUCUGCUUGUACAUGUGUUCAACAGUGUCGUUGCCUUGCCAUGCAGAAUACUCGUGCCUAUCGUGAUGAAGAUCAGGUUAUGCAGUUUUUAUCCGGUCUCAAUGAUCAAUUUUCAGUUGUUAAAACACAGGUUUUGAUGAUGGAGCCUUUACCAGCUAUCAACAAAGUUUAUUCUCUUGUUGUGCAAGAAGAGAGCAAUCAUAAAUCUGUUAGCCCUAAUGAAGAUGAGAAUGCCUUGAUGGUUAAUGCUGCUAAUCGUUUUGAGCCCAAGGAAUUGGCCAUACAGUUGAUUUUUGUUAUCAAAAAGCAUGGUCAUCCCAAUUUCAACAAGAACAAAGCGCAAGCCAAUGCUUCUACUACUCAGGAUUCUGAUGUUGACCAUACACCUGCUAGUUCUGCAUCUCCUUCUACUGAUCCUCAUGCCAACAUUUCUCAAGCUCAAUAUGAUCAGUUAAUUGGUUUACUCCAACAGAUCAAUUUGAUUCCAUCCACCAAUCCCUUAGUUUCCACCUUGAUGACUGAUUCUAUUCAUAAUGCUGAACCUUCAGGUAUUGUAUGUAAUAGUUUCAAUUCUUCUGCUCGAGCCAAUUAUUGGAUACUUGACUCUGGUGCCAAUGACCAUGUGUGCUCUUCCUUAGCUCUUUUUACUUCCAUUCAUAGUAUCACUCCUAUUUCUAUUACUCUUCCUAAUGGCAGUUCUAUUCGUGUUACACAAGCUGGUCAUGUCCAUUUUUCAUCUACACUCUACUUAGAGGAUGUACUAUACUCCAAUGAUUUCAUCUCAAUUUGA